Molecule: messenger RNA, 411 nt
Organism: Haliotis rubra (blacklip abalone)
Lineage: Eukaryota; Metazoa; Mollusca; Gastropoda; Lepetellida; Haliotidae
Product: ceroid-lipofuscinosis neuronal protein 5 homolog
Exons: 4
Coding region: 1-411 (136 amino acids)
Biological process (GO): lysosome organization
Cellular component (GO): lysosome; lysosomal membrane
Molecular function (GO): hydrolase activity, acting on glycosyl bonds
Source: RefSeq, a predicted model, not a curated record
AUGCCGAGGUUCUCCGAUAAUGACCGAGUGGAACUGUUCCAUAUGUAUUCCGAUCUGACGCCAAGCCUACAUUUGCCUGAUUUUCCGAAGCACGUGGCCGUAGGUUUCCGUAACGUCAACACCAACACCAACUACACCGUUGACUGGUACGGUUUGUACCUCAUCAGUCAAUGUUCAUUCGCGAGAGUGCUCGAAGACGACAGUCUUCUCUGGUGCAAUCAAGGCGGCUUCUGCGUCACUGAUGCAAUAAGCGACAAGUUCCUGCCCGAGAACAACGGACAGAUGUCUCUCAUAGCAAACAUGACAGGGAACCAGUUUAACAAGUAUGCUGGCUGGUUACAGCAUGAAAAUGAUACAAACAUUGACUGUGGAGGCAGCACUAUCCUUGACACUUCAGGGGCGGUGGGGUAG